AUGGUCGCAGACGCCCUUGUUUACCACCCCUCGGUGGCCCACUAUCUCAAGUUUGUCGCCACAACCGUCGGUCGCGAUAAGCUCCUCCGCACCCUUCAGUACUUUGCCCGCUUCUAUGCUUGGUACCUUUUCCGUACCAAUGGCUCCAAGGCCGAAAUUGCCCCUUGGGAUGCCAUGAAGAAACAGUUCGGUGUCACACGCAAGAUCAUGCGCGUAGGCAAGAAUGUCGAGCACUUCAAAGCCGCCGCCGUCGCCUCUGAUGCCAAAACCAUGGAUCCCGUCCUGCGCUACGCCUCUGUGGGCCGCCAGCUGGGCUACGCUGGCUACCUGACAUUUGAUGCCGCUACUGUGCUGGACUCUACGGGCAUCAAGAAGUGGGAAGGCGCCAAGAAAUUGCAGAAGGAGGCCUACCGCUUCUGGGCCAUUGGUUUGAUCUGCAGUGUCAUUGCUCAAACCUAUACCUUGUACCGCCUCCAGCAACGCGAGGCUAGGGUUGACAAGAAGGAGGGAGAAGGUGUCGUCGAGGCUAAGAGAAUAGCUAUUGAACGCGCCGCCAGCCGCCUCCAGCUUGUCUCCGACCUUUGCGAUUUGACUGUACCUACAUCUGCCCUUGCUUGGGUGGGCUUCGACGACGGCAUCGUCGGUCUCGCCGGUACAUUGAGCAGUUUGAUUGGCGUGUAUACCCAAUGGAAGAAGACGGCAUGA
Colletotrichum truncatum is the source of this 705-nucleotide messenger RNA. RefSeq names its product peroxisomal biogenesis factor 11. The record is from RefSeq and is a predicted model, not a curated record. Gene Ontology annotation, cellular component: peroxisomal membrane. NCBI's taxonomy places the organism in Eukaryota, Fungi, Ascomycota, Sordariomycetes, Glomerellales, Glomerellaceae. Gene Ontology annotation, biological process: peroxisome fission.